GUAGUGAUCGUGAUGUUGACGCCUCUGACUGAGAGUGGAGUGAAGCAGUGCUACCACUAUUGGCCAGACGAGGGCAGCAACCUCUACCACACAUAUGAGGUGAACCUGGUGUCGGAGCACGUGUGGUGUGAGGACUUCCUGGUCCGGAGCUUCUACCUGAAGAACAUGCAGACCAACGAGAGCCGAACCGUGUCGCAGUUCCACUACCACACCUGGAGCACACACAGCGUGCCCGACACACAGAGCCUGCUCGACUUCCGCAGAAAGGUGAACAAGUGUUACAGAGGUCGGUCCUGCCCAAUCAUCGUACACUGCAGUGAUGGAGCAGGUAGAACUGGAACAUACAUUCUGAUCGACAUGGUUCUCAACAAGAUGGCCAAAGGUGCAAAGGAGAUUGAUAUUGCUGCAACACUGGAGCACCUUCGAGACCAGAGAGCAUGCAUGGUGCAAACAAAGGAGCAGUUUGAGUUUGCCCUCACAACAGUUGCUGAGGAGGUGAACGCCAUCCUGAAAGUUCUGCCUCAGUGAUCACACACACACACACACACACACACACACACACACACCCACACACACACACACACACA
Clupea harengus (Atlantic herring) is the source of this 587-nucleotide messenger RNA. Its product is annotated as receptor-type tyrosine-protein phosphatase N2-like. The record is from RefSeq and is a predicted model, not a curated record. Gene Ontology annotation, molecular function: protein tyrosine phosphatase activity. The transcript has 6 exons. Bases 13 to 528 code for a protein of 171 amino acids. Lineage: Eukaryota; Metazoa; Chordata; Actinopteri; Clupeiformes; Clupeidae. Gene Ontology annotation, cellular component: secretory granule; synapse. Gene Ontology annotation, biological process: insulin secretion involved in cellular response to glucose stimulus; protein dephosphorylation; regulation of secretion.